This is a messenger RNA of Hemiscyllium ocellatum (epaulette shark), 692 nucleotides long. RefSeq names its product neurensin 1 (gene nrsn1). NCBI's taxonomy places the organism in Eukaryota, Metazoa, Chordata, Chondrichthyes, Orectolobiformes, Hemiscylliidae. The record is from RefSeq and is a predicted model, not a curated record. Gene Ontology annotation, cellular component: transport vesicle; neuronal cell body; neuron projection. The coding region runs from base 87 to 683 and encodes 198 amino acids. The transcript has 3 exons. Gene Ontology annotation, biological process: nervous system development.
GGGAACGGCGCCGGAUCGGAGACACACACACACUCCAGCCCUGCAAAGUCACGUUUUGUGGGGAACAGGUUGGAAUGCAGUUGUAAAUGAUGAGUUUAUGUGCAGAGAUCUGCCAGUCGGAGAACGCUAACUAUAAUGCAGAUGGGUUACAUCAACGUUAUGGAGUCCGAUCAUAUCUGCAUAAGUUCUAUGAAGACUGUACAGCAUCUAUCUGGGAGCAUGACGAUGAUUUUCAGAUUAAGAGGUCUCCAAGCAGGUGGAAUUCUGUUGUCUGGAAGGUUGGACUUACAUCUGGGACUACCAUACUUCUUAUAGGAUUGGCACUGAUUGCAGCUGGCUACCUGGUACCACCAAAGAUUGAAGCAUUUGGAGAGGAGAAUGAAGAUUUUCUGGUAGUGGAUGGUCAUGCUGUCCAAUUCAAUGUGGCAUUGGACACAUGUAAGUUAGCAGGGGCCAUCCUCUUUUGCAUUGGUGGGAUGGUAAUAGCUGCUUGCCUUCUAAUGUCCACCUUUGCCACGAGUUACUCCAAGGAAGAGAAAUACCUUCAGCAGAAGUUCAAAGAGAGAAUUGCAGAAGCCCAGGCUUCCUUCCAGCCUGUCACUAAGAUACCAACUCCAGGUGAACACAAAAUCCCCAUCACUUUAUCUAAAGUACAUAACAUACAGCCCACCUUGGAGACCUAAAAUGCAAAU